Molecule: messenger RNA, 2922 nt
Organism: Medicago truncatula (barrel medic)
Lineage: Eukaryota; Viridiplantae; Streptophyta; Magnoliopsida; Fabales; Fabaceae
Exons: 6
Coding region: 1-2922 (973 amino acids)
Source: RefSeq, a predicted model, not a curated record
AUGAUUGUUGUUGCGAUAGCAGAUAGGAAUGCUAGAGUAGCGAUUAGGGUGGGAUUUGGUAGUUUCAAGCAUUUAAAACUAUCUGAAUAUCCUGACCUUAAAGAAUUCUGGUAUGGUCGACUUGAGCAUAAAGCAUUUAGGAGUUUGAAGUAUCUAGUGGUUCAUAAAUGUGAUUUUCUGUCUGAUGUGCUCUUUAAACCUAACUUGGUAGAAGUGCUGAUGAACCUGAAAGAAUUAUAUGUGGAGGAUUGUGAUUCAUCAGAAGCAGUUUUUGAUUUGAACGAUGAAUUUGCCAAAGAAAUUGUUGUGCAGAAUUCUAGUCAACUGAAGAAAUUAAAACUAUCUAAUCUUUCAAAACUGAGGCAUGUAUGGAAGGAGGAUCCACAUAACACUAUGAGGUUUCAAAAUUUAAGUGAUGUAUCUGUUGUGGGAUGCAAUAGCUUGAUAAGCCUCUUUCCGUUCUCAGUGGCUAGCGAUAUGAUGCAACUUCAAAGUCUUCAAGUAAGUCAGUGUGGGAUUCAAGAAAUUGUGGCCAAGGAAGAAGGAACAUAUGAGAUGGUUAAAUUUGUGUUUCCUCAUUUGACUUCCAUUAACCUUGAGUACUUGACCAAACUUAAGGCAUUCUUUGUUGGGGUUCAUUCUCUUCAAUGUAAAUCAUUGAAAACGAUCAAGUUGUUCGCAUGUCCAACAAUAGAGCUAUUUAAGGCAGAGCCUUUGAGACACCAAGAAAGUUCCAAAAAUGAUGUGCUUAAUAUCUCAACAUAUCAACCUCUUUUUGUGAUUGAAGAGGUACUUGCUAAAUUGGAGAAUUUGCAUUUGAACAAAAAAGAUUUUGGCAUGAUAUUGCAGAGCCAACAUUCAGGGGUUCAAUUCAACAACAUCAAACACCUUGCCGUGUGUGAGUUCUACAAUGAAGAAGCAACUUUUCCAUAUUGGUUCUUGAAAAAUGUUCCUAAUUUAGAAAGAUUGUUGGUCCAAUGGAGUUCCUUCACGGAGUUAUUCCAAGGCGAACAAAUCAUAAGAACGGAAAAGGAACCUGAAAUCAUCCCGCGACUUAGAGUCAAAUAUUUGACAUUAUGGCACCUGACCAAGCUUCAAUGUAUAUGCAAAGAAGGAUUUCAGAUCGACCCAGUUCUACAAUUACUUGAAACCAUUUGUGUGUCUCAAUGUUCCAGUAUGAUAAAGUUGGUUCCAUCCUCAGUCACCUUUAGUUACAUGACCUAUUUGAAGGUAACAUACUGCAAUGGGUUGAUCAAUUUAAUAUCACAUUCAACAGCGAAGAGUCUUGUCAAACUCACAACAAUGAAGAUUAAAAUGUGUAAUUGGCUUGAGGAUAUAGUGAACGGUAAAGAAGAUAAGAUAAACGAGAUAUCAUUUUGCAGUUUACAAUAUCUAGAACUAAUUUCUUUACAGAGGCUCUGCCAAUUUUGCUCAUGCCCAUGCCCCAUCAUGUUUCCGUUGCUGGAAGUUGUAGUUGUCAAAGAAUGUCCUCGAAUGGAACUUUUUUCAUUGGGAUUUACCAAAACAACAAAUCUUCAAAAUGUACAAACUGAUGAAGGAAAUCAUUGGGAGGGUGACCUCAACAGAACCAUAAAGAAAAUGUUUUGUGAUAAGGUUGCAUUUGGUGAAUUCGUGUACUUAGCCUUUUCUGACUAUCCUGAGCUAAAGGAUGUGUGGUAUGGCCAACUUCAUUGCAAUGUGUUCUGCAACUUGAAACAUCUUGUCGUGGAAAGGUGUGAUUUUUUAUCACAUCAUAUAUGGAAUGAGGAUCCUCAUGAAAUUAUCGGCAUUGGAAACUUACACAAGGUGGAUGUUUCUCUGUGUCAAAGCUUGUUAUAUGUCUUUCCAUAUACACUAUGCCCAGAUCUUGGACAUCUUGAAAUGCUUGAGAUAAGUUCUUGUGGAGUCAAGGAAAUUGUUGCAAUGGAAGAAACUGGAUCAAUGGAAAUUAAUUUUAAUUUUCCCCAAUUGGAAGUUAUAAGACUCUAUUAUUUGACAAAUCUUAAGAGUUUCUAUCAAGGAAAUCAUACUUUAGAUUUCCCUUUAUUGAAGACUUUGAGUGUAUAUCGUUGUGAAGCAUUAAGAAUGUUUUCUUUCAACAAUUCAGACUUGCAAGUUGAUGAAAACCAGGACGUGCUAUUCCAACAACCCCUGUUUUGUAUUGAAAAGUUGAGCCCCAACCUGGAGGAAUUGGCAAUAAAUGGCACAAAUAUGUUGGUGAUAUUGAAUGGUUAUUGUCAAGAAAAUAUCUUUCUUAAAGUUAAACUUCUUCGCUUACAAUGCUUCGAUGAAAUUCCAACUAUUCUUCUGGAUGAUUUCCAUACAAUUUUUCCUAAUGUUGAAACAUUUAAAGUGUGUAAUAGUUCUUUUGAAACAUUGUUCCCCACUAAAGGAGCCACAAGUUAUCUCAGUAUGCAAACGUCAAAUCAAAUAAGAAAGUUGUGGCUUUUUGAAUUGGACAAGCUCAAGCACGUCUGGCAGGAAGACUUUCCAUUGGAUCAUUCUCUGUUACAAUAUCUUGAAGAGUUACGUGUAGUGAAUUGUCCAAGUUUGAUAAGCUUGGUACCAUCAUCGACAUCUUUCACAAAUUUAACCUAUUUAAAAGUGGACAACUGCGAAGAGUUGAUCUAUUUGAUAAAAAUUUCAACAGCUAAAAGUCUAGUUCAACUCAAAGCAUUAAACAUAACUAAUUGUGAGAAGAUGUUGGAUGUCGUGAAGAUUGACGAUGAUAAAGCAGAGGAAAACAUCGUAUUUGAAAACUUGGAAUACUUGGAAUUUACUUCGUUGUCAAAUUUGAGAAGCUUCUGCUAUGGGAAACAAACAUUCAUAUUCCCAUCUUUGCUUCGUUUCAUCUUUAAAGGAUGCCCUCAAAUGAAGAUCUUCUCAUCUGCACUCAUAGUAGCACCAUGUGUAAUGCCCUAG